This is a messenger RNA of Lingula anatina, 950 nucleotides long. RefSeq names its product ankyrin repeat domain-containing protein 16-like. Gene Ontology annotation, molecular function: protein binding. NCBI's taxonomy places the organism in Eukaryota, Metazoa, Brachiopoda, Lingulata, Lingulida, Lingulidae. The record is from RefSeq and is a predicted model, not a curated record.
UUUACGAAAGAUCAUGAAGUCGUGUUGUCGAGGGUGCUGAACAUUUAGGCCCCUGGUUAAAGCGCAUUAAAUGGGCGAAUAAAUUGCUCAGUAUUUAUGCAGGAUACUGCUGUGUGAAAUAUGUGCAGCACUUCUGAUAAAAGCCUAUAAUGCCCUCUCCAAACGCCACAGACGCCCUUCUUAAAGAGGCGCAACACGGCCAUCUGGAAUCGGUGAAACGCUGCAUCGAGCAUAACUUUCCUGGUGAUGAUUUCUCAUGGCUAAGGGCACACCACGCGAAAUCGGGGGACACUUUGUUCACGUUGGCAGCAAGACACGGACAUGUGGACAUAUUGAAUUACUGCCUGGAGGCCAGGGUUGACAUAAACCAGGGCAAUUUCGACGGAAAACGGGCACUGCAUGAAGCGUCACAUUUCGGUCAGUUGGAGUGUGUGACGGUUUUGUUAAACAAUGGAGCGGCCAUAGAUGCCUUGAAGAAAGCCGAUUGGACACCACUGAUGCUAGCCUGCACAAAAACUAACCUUGAAGUAAUCCAGGAGCUGGUACAGAGAGGAGCCAAUAUUAGCUUGAAGAAUAAAGAUGGCUGGAACUGCUUCCACCUGGCUGUGAGAGUUGGAGAUGCCAGGAUUCUGAACUAUCUACUGGACUGUGAUGAACUGGUGUCUAAUACUGUCAGCAAAAAUGGAAGGACACCUUUACAUACUGCAGCUCUUCAUGGUCAGCAGUCAGCAGUGGACAUCCUUCUGGACAGAGGUGUGACUCCUGUUGACCAACAGGACAGCUGUGGAACCACACCCCUCAUGGACGCUCUCAGGGCAGGACACCUUCAUGUGGCGGACAUGCUGAUAGCACAUGGGAAAUGUUACAACAAUAGGCCCAGCAUGUUGCAGUCAGAGCUGCUGUAUGCUUUUUANGGACUUUUCGCAAAAUGUGAGCCGUUCCAAGUAUGA